Cuscuta europaea is the source of this 601-nucleotide messenger RNA. NCBI's taxonomy places the organism in Eukaryota, Viridiplantae, Streptophyta, Magnoliopsida, Solanales, Convolvulaceae. The record is from the annotation of a GenBank genome assembly.
CUUAACCCUUCCCCACACAUCUCCUUCUCCUUCCAUGUACAUCUCUUCUUCCCCUUCGCACAACAACCAAACCUAGAAGCACAGUCAUCACCGUCGUUGAUGCGAAGUCCGUCGCGGUCCGCCGCCGUCACUGUCGAAGGUCUUCUUCUCUUUUUCGAAGUGGCCAGAGAUAAAGCGGCUGAGGAUGGAUCUACACCGGUGGAGGCCGGAUCUGCAGAGCCGGCGGCCAGAUUUGAGAAGUCAACGACUAGAGGUGGCCAAAUCUAUGGCUUCGACGACCAGAUCUGCAGCCGCAAUGGCCUGAUCUGCAACGGCGGCCAAUUUUGAGACCUCGGCGGCGGUUUGCGAGCAGCGGUGGCCGGUGAGCAGCGGCCGGCGAUCGGCGGAGGCCGGCAAGCGCGGCGACGGCAAGCGAGCAGCGGUCCGGCAUUGGGUCUGUGGUUACCAAGCUUCAAGGAUAUAUAUUUGUCCAAAUACAAAUAAUAACUCUUGUUUAGGGAAUUUUUAGACUUUAGUCCUAUUUUAACAAUUAAAGAUUGAUUUAAUCCUAUUUGGGUAAAUACCUCCAAAUGUAAUUGAAAGGUGGAAAGAGACAAUCAAG